Tripterygium wilfordii is the source of this 1079-nucleotide messenger RNA. Its product is annotated as protein DOUBLE-STRAND BREAK FORMATION. The transcript has 6 exons. The record is from RefSeq and is a predicted model, not a curated record. Lineage: Eukaryota; Viridiplantae; Streptophyta; Magnoliopsida; Celastrales; Celastraceae. Gene Ontology annotation, biological process: meiotic DNA double-strand break formation. Bases 1 to 780 code for a protein of 259 amino acids.
AUGUCGACCACGAAAGUUUCUCCCCACAUCUCCCUCUUUCGCUCUCACAUCAACAACAGAAGAUUUGAUGAUCAAACGCUUCGAAUUCUCGAAUUGGUUCUGGUUUUCAAAGAUGUGGAAUCGUUAACCGAAGCACGGAAGGAAUUGAGAGAUUUUUUGAGAUCUGAAUCUCUGAAUGCUAUCCGCGAGAUCAAAUCAAAAACUGUCGAGCAGAAGCUUCUGAUUCUCGAAUUCUAUGUUCGGGCUUUCGCUCUUCUAGGGGAUAUCGAGAGUUGCUUGGCUUGGAGAUAUGAGGCCUUGAAUCUUAGGGAACUCAAUUCUACGACACACCAAUGGCUACAGGUUUCAUAUAUGGAAUGGCUAAACUUUGCCGAGCACUCUUUAGAUAAUGGCUUUCACACAAUUGCUAGAAAGGCUUGUGAAAAUGCAUUAUCAAGCAUUGAAAAGAAUGAUUCAGCAGACCUUAAAAAAGAUGAAUUCUCUCAACUUGUGGAAGUGAGCAAAAAAGUGAAGAGACUCAAGGACUAUGCCUCGACAUUAGCAGCCUCACACUCGGUUGAGGCCCAGACAGCAAAGUACCUGAGAAAGAAAACAAUUGAGAAAAGCAGAUCAUGUCCUUCACCCUGUAAAGAAACCAAGUGUAUUGCAAGCAAUUUGUUCAGAUACGGAAUUAAGAAGCGGAAUGAACGAAAAUUUCAUGAACUUCAAAGUAUUCAGCGGAUUUCAAAUGGAUCAGAUUCCAUUCACUCAGAAGGCCAAUACCAGUCUUUUUCAUGCUAAGGGCUGCCUCUCAUGUGCUUACCCCGUUUGCAUUGAGUCGAUAGUCGUGACGUGACGAGAUUUUGAAUAGGUUGGCCACAUUGGAAAUCCAAGAUUGUUCAAACAAUUGAAUUUCAAGGUCAGUAUUUCCCACUUGAGCCCCUCACUUUGAGAUGGUUUUUCAUUGUCUAAACAGACAAACAUUGUUUCUAAUCUUCAGCACUUUGGAUUUUAAAAAUGAAUUACAUUAUGCAUAUCUGAAGAAUCGAAUCUUCCAUAUAACCAAGCUCAUUAAAUGCUAGCAUUGGAGCUUGUUUUCG